Culex pipiens pallens (northern house mosquito) is the source of this 1437-nucleotide messenger RNA. RefSeq lists its product as uncharacterized. Lineage: Eukaryota; Metazoa; Arthropoda; Insecta; Diptera; Culicidae. The coding region runs from base 140 to 1411 and encodes 423 amino acids. The transcript has 2 exons. The record is from RefSeq and is a predicted model, not a curated record.
GUUACCAAAAACAGUAUAGGAAAAUGCAAACCGCACGCAAUGACUUUUUAAUGUCACUUUAAACACCCGGACUCGGUUGGCCUUAUAAAACGUGAUCAAAUUUGAAGCUAGAACUAAUUUUCUGUGUCCUUCAGGCAGAAUGCAACCCGUGUCGUUAGGUGUCCUCUGCAGCUUUUUGAUAGUCAUUCACGGCUACAGAAUUCGUGAACCUGCUCCAGUGCUCGAAAUAGUAGCGCAGGAAUUCCCUCUGGAAGAAGCAAAUGUCAGCGUUUCGACUACGGAAAAUGGUACCCUUGAUUUCGACAACUUUACAAUAACCGAAAACUGUUCCUGUUUGGAUGGUGAUUACACCUGCUGGUGGUUUUACCUUGAUUCGAACGAAGUGGCCCCAACAUGGUGUUAUUUUCCUUAUGAUGAUGAUGAUGGACCAUCAAUGAAUUCCACGGAAGUUCCGGAGCCGACAAAUGAAACGAGCGUCAUCUACAACUUAACUGGGCCAUGGAUUGAGAUGGCCACGUUGGAUUUGAUUGACAUGGAUCCAGAUUGCUGGCUAUUGCCGUUGGACAGUGGUCGAGUUCCAGAUUGUUCAUUUUGGAGACCAAAGGGCGACGAUAGUUUGAUGAUCUCAAACAAUACUGAACUGAGUGGUGGAACAGUUGAAUUAUAUCCUCCCAUUGGAGGGCCAUUGAACAAUGAACUAGGUUUUCUGAAUGGUCAACAAGGCAAUGUUAUUGGCUAUCCAGUUGACGUUCCCGAUUUAUCCUCACCCAACGAAACAUUGAUUACCGGAAAUGUUGAUAGUGUCGACAUCCACCAACUGGGGUCAGAAUUUAACGAAACCUUCCCGAUAAUCGGUUGUUAUUUUCCUGGUGAUUCUACAAUAUUGGAAAUCGCGUUUACUGAAGGUUUGAGACCUUCAAUUUUGAACGAGACCCACCCGAUUGCUCUUCCUGAAACCAAACCAACAAUGAAUUACAACCAAUUAAUACCACGAUUUCCAAUCAGCCCUCAAACCACAGAUUCCAAGUUCCAUCCAGCCCAAACUCAAGACCAAAUUCAACAUCAACAUCAAAUCAAUCUCGCCAAUCGCAUUCCAACCAAUGGAGCCAUCCUUUUCAAGGAGUCCAAAAAUCCAAACAAAAACAGGCUUGCCAUGACCAUGGACCAUCCGCAAACAACGCAACCACCGCCACCACCAUCAACACCCUCAUUGUCAACCGGAGGCAAGAAGCGGAAGAAGACGAAAACUACGGUUACAACUAGUACUAGUACCAUGCCACCCACUAGUACAACCAAGAAGGGACAACGCAAGAGGAAGGUUACUAAAACGACGACAGCGAGUACGACGGGCGUUUUUACGAGCCGCAAGAAGAUAAAACGCACGAGGACCACUGUAUCGGCAGAUUCUUAAAAAAGCAAUAAAAGUUGACAAAGUUA